This is a messenger RNA of Argiope bruennichi, 1074 nucleotides long. RefSeq names its product translin-associated protein X-like (gene Trax). Bases 194 to 1036 code for a protein of 280 amino acids. The record is from RefSeq and is a predicted model, not a curated record. Gene Ontology annotation, cellular component: nucleus; cytoplasm. NCBI's taxonomy places the organism in Eukaryota, Metazoa, Arthropoda, Arachnida, Araneae, Araneidae. Gene Ontology annotation, molecular function: RNA binding; RNA endonuclease activity; sequence-specific DNA binding. The transcript is spliced from 5 exons.
UGCCGUGGUUAUUUUAAUUUUGAUAUUUAAUAAAAUUAUUCCUUUCUGAAUUUUACUUUACGAAUUAAAAAAUAAAAAUUGCAUUAAAACAUGAACUAUAACUUCAAAUCAUCGUCGAAAAACGAAUGUUUCGUUUUGUUUUGAUACAGAAUCUUGAAGAAUUUUUAGAAUCUUUUAAACUUUUGAUUUUAUAAUGAAUUUUCGUGGACGCCGUGGAAAUGCACAACGAAAACAGAAAAGGCCAAAUGAAGAAAAUGCUGAUGUUACUGAAGAUAGUUCUCCAAUAGCCAAACUCUUCAAAACAUAUCAAAUUGAGUUGGAUUCUAGAUAUGAUAAGCAUGAAAGACUUGUAAAGAAAAGCAGAGAUUUAACUAUUGAAAGCAAGAGAAUUAUUUUUCUUCUUCACAGAGUUUCCAGCGAUGGUGGCAAGGAUGAAAUUCUGAAAGAAGCUGAGGAUCGAUUAAGUGAUUUAUUUAAAAAUGUUAUUAGUGGCAUAUCUUCAGAAUUAUCUAAGAGGGAACUUUAUCAGUUCUUGAGAGCAUUUAGUCCAGGUCUUCAAGAAUUUGUUGAAGCAUUUUCAUUUUACUAUUACUUGAAACAUGAAACUCUAGUACAUAUUGGAGAAAUUCAUAAUCCAGAUUUUUUACAGAAGUCCUCCGAAAUUCCUGUUGAUCAUAAGAGCCCAGAAUCUGGAUUGCCUUUGUCUGCUUUGCUCACACCAACAGAUUUUAUUUUAGGUAUUGCAGAUUUGACUGGGGAAUUGAUGAGAAAGUGCAUCAACAGCGUAGCUGCUGGUGACAUUGAAGAACCAUUCAGGUUAUGCAAUGUGCUACAAAAUAUAUAUGAAGCUUUAGGUAGCUUCAACUAUAACAGGGAACUGAAACGCAAACUCAUGGUUUUGAAAAACAGUAUGCAGAAAGUUGAAAAUGCCUGUUAUGCAAUCAAAAUCAGAGGUUCAGAAAUUCCUAAACACAUGUUGACGGAUUUCUUUUCUAAUGAAGAGGAAUUCAAGGAGAAUAUUGAUUGUGAUGUUUAAGUUUUUUAUACUAUGAUCAUCGUUUUUUUUUUUUUUUC